AGAAGAAGAAAAAGAUGAACACGGUUUCGGUUAUUAACUUCUAUUAACGGUACGAAAUUACUGAUCAUCAACUGGAUUUGGUAAAGUUUGAACGGAAGUCACGAUCAUAAUCAUAUCCUAGCCAAUCGUACUUCUUGUUCUAUCCGGAAUUAGUGAUUCCGAUUUCGAUUUCGAUCUCGAUUUCGGCAUGUUUCUGCGUUUUGAUGAAUGUAAUCUGAUUUUUCGCCGAAUAUGGUGACGGUGGAGCGCUGGUUUUCCGUUUGGAUCGAUCGAUUUCUCUCUUGUUUGGGAGGAAGUGUUUGUUUUUUGGUAGGGGCACUAAGCCUGCACCAGCCAUCUCUGGGAAUAAUCAGAAUGCAAAGAUGCCUAGCAUGUCAGAUGACUUUUGGAGUACAAGCACAUGUGAUCUUGAUGAGAUGUAUACGGCUCAGUCUCAACAAAUCUCAUCUAUCAGCUCAACGAACCACAACCCUGAUCAUGGAGGUGGCACUGGCCAUUUGAGCAAUCAUUCUGACUUUGUAAAUCAUGGUUUUGUCCUUUGGACUCAGACCAGGCUUGGAUGGCUCGGAAAUUGUGAGUCUGCUAAGAAAACUAAAAAGAACCAUCUUCCAGGAUUAAGUUGGUAUAUGACUAAAGAACUCUUGCUGGAAAGCAAAAAACCUUUCCAUCGGCGCAUACCGUUAUCUGACAUGGUAGAUUUUCUGGUAGAAGAAUGGGAAGAAGAAGGGCUGUAUUAUUGAGCCAGUAUAUCAAAAACCGUCACCUUGUGAAUACCCCAUGACCAUGACGUUUCAUGUUCCGUAGUUUAAUACAUAUGCUACUGCCUUAACUUGCAAUUGGUUCAGUCUAAGUUAACUUACAAAAUGACACCACCUGGUUUACUAACCUUCUCUUUUGGUACAUUGGAGAGCUCUAGGGGAGGGGCCAAGUGUAAAAUAACCCAAAAUCCAAGAUCAUCUUCUGAAUGAUCGGCGAGCUAGACGGUGAGCUACCUCUGGGCAAUCAGCUAAUAUAUACUUAGCAUACAUACAUAUAAAGCUUUCUUCGUCGUUUUUUUCUCAUCCAUGACAAUAGUUAAAAUGUGCAGAAAGAUCAACCUUGCAGUGUGCUUGGAUGAAGCACAAUGUUGAUCAUCUGACUUGUUGUGAUUGAUGUAAAAAAACAGAUAUUGAUCUCUAAAACAAACUUUCUUGUAGUUUUGAAUUUUGAUAAUACUGAGUUUGAUUUUGUGGUGA
Molecule: messenger RNA, 1235 nt
Organism: Momordica charantia (bitter melon)
Lineage: Eukaryota; Viridiplantae; Streptophyta; Magnoliopsida; Cucurbitales; Cucurbitaceae
Source: RefSeq, a predicted model, not a curated record